Rotaria sordida is the source of this 1683-nucleotide messenger RNA. Lineage: Eukaryota; Metazoa; Rotifera; Eurotatoria; Philodinida; Philodinidae. The record is from the annotation of a GenBank genome assembly.
AUGACAACAUCAUCGUCUUAUGCAAUUGGUAUUGAUGUUGGAACAGGAAGUGUUCGUUGUACGAUUUUUGAUGAUAAAUGGGUGCCGGUUAUUCAAUGGCAAAAACCGAUUCAUACAUAUCAUUCAUCGUCUGCUCCACUUGAAUAUGAACAAUCAUCAACGAAUAUUUGGGAAGCAAUAUGUUAUUGUGUUCGAAAAUGUCUCGAACUUGGAUCAUUUACACCUGAACAAGUAGGACUUAUUCGUUCAAUUGGUUUUGAUGCUACAUGUUCUCUGGUUGUUCUUGAUGAAAAAUAUCAACCUGUUAGUGUUUCUCUUUCGGGUAAUGACGAACAAAAUAUAAUUAUGUGGCUUGAUCAUCGAGCACAUGCUGAAGCAGCUAUAAUAAAUUCAAGUUCGGAUGAUGUUUUAAAAAAUUUUGGUGGUAAAAUUAGCCUUGAAAUGCAACCAGGAAAAUUAAUGUGGCUUAAACGUAAUUUAUCUAAAGAACAAUGGGCGCGUGCACGACAUUUUUUUGAUUUACCGGAUUAUUUACAUUUUCGUGUAACGGAACAAUUAGAUCGAUCACUUUGUUCAUCAGUAUGUAAAUUAUGUUAUCGUUCAUCGGAAAAACAACAUGGAUGGGAUGAAAAGUUUUGGGCUAAAUUUGAUUUAGAUGAUUUAAUGGAAAAUAAUAGUGCAAAAUUAGGUCGACUUGUUCGUAAACCAUUUUCAAACUCAAAUACUGAUGUUUUAAGUAAAAAAGCAGCAGAUGAACUUGGUUUACCAGAAGGUAUUCAUGUUGGUUCACCAUUAAUUGAUGCAUAUGCAGGAGCAUUAGGUGGAUUAGCAUGUAAAUCUCCAAUAGCCGAUGCUCAUCUCACUGAACGAUUGGUUAUUGUUGCAGGUACAUCAAGUUGUUUUAUGGCAUGUAGUGAAAAAGCCGUUUUUGUUCCUGGUGUAUGGGGUCCACAUUAUAAUGUUCUUAUACCUAAUCUAUGGCUUAGUGAAGGAGGUCAAUCAGCAGCUGGAAAAUCUAUUGAUCAUAUAAUACAAAUACAUCCCGCUUAUAAUGAAUUAAAACAAUUAGCAGAUGAACAAAAUAAAAAUAUAUUUGAUAUACUUAAUGAAAUUUUAAAUAAUUUACAAAAAAAAUAUAAUGUUAGUAAUGUAUCAUUAUUAAGUAGUGAUUUACAUAUGACUAUUGAUUUUCAUGGUAAUCGUUCACCAUUAGCUGAUUCAGAAUUAGGUGCUACUAUAACUGGUCUUCGUUUUGAUACAUCAUUAAAUAAUUUAGCAAUACAAUAUUUAACUGUAUUACAAGCUGUUGCUUAUGAUAGUCGACAUAUAAUUGAAAUAAUGACUAAAUCUGGUCAUCAUUUUCGUGUUGUACAAAUUUGUGGUGGUUUAGCACGAUUAGCAUUAUUAACACAAAUAAUGGCUGAUGUUGUUCAAAUGCCUGUUUAUGUUUCUGAAGCAACUAAUGAUUGUGUUUUAUUAGGUGCCGCAAUAUGUGGUCAAUUAAUAGCUGAUAAUGCACAUCAAGUAGAAGAUUUAUUAAAUAAGAUAGCAUGUCCAAUUCAAAUAUAUAUGCCCGAUUCUAAAAUAGCUGAUUUUCAUAAAGAUAAAUAUGAAAUUUAUCGUUUAUUACAACAAACAGAAAUUAAUAGUCGUAAACAAAUGAGUAAAUAUCGUCAAUCAUAA